Macrosiphum euphorbiae (potato aphid) is the source of this 3117-nucleotide messenger RNA. NCBI's taxonomy places the organism in Eukaryota, Metazoa, Arthropoda, Insecta, Hemiptera, Aphididae. The record is from the annotation of a GenBank genome assembly.
AUGGAAGGGUGGCGGCAUCUGAAGUUGAUGUGCGGUGUCUCAGCGUUAUUGUUCGCCGCAUGUUCAGCUCGGCCGCAGGAUCCCACCGCCGUUGCGGCCACCGUCAAAGAAGUGCCGCAGAGACCCAUGACCCUGACCAAUGGCUACCACCCAUCAUCGUUCCCAUUCAACAACGGCGAACCAUUCGUCGUUGAUCCUAACAUGGGUUCCAUAGACUUCAAUACUAGACCACCCCCGAGCGCGGCGCAGAGGUCUGAUGACUACUACGAUUACGACACUACAAAGUUAGAGGAGGUGCCGUUUGAUUACAAGGGCGAUCCGAUCGACAGAAAGGACGUGGCAGGCCCCGGUCUGCUGCCUAGACCCAACGACAUUGCGCCUACAAAGAACAAGCAGACGGACAUCUAUCAGUUCUUGAAUCUGCCCGUCAAGUACAGUUCUAGUGACCGGUUUCCACUUAUGUCCAGUUCGUAUGCCAACACAAAAAUCCAAGGAUCCGGUGGGUCGUCGCCAUCGUCGCCACUCAGCAAUCACAAAAUGCCAUCCGCUCCGACCCAGAUGCCGACGGCUGCAACUUCGCCAACCACCACUGUCUCGUCUUGGUACAACACUAUCAAGUUGACUACAGUCAGGCCCACCACUGCCCCAACUCCAGCCCCGACAACUACUACGACCACGACCACGACCCCGGUCCCGCAGCAAGAGGAAUAUGAAUACGAUUACGAUUACCCUCAUGCGCAAGAACCUGUGUCACACCAAGAUACCACAACCGCGCAGGCGGCUACCACUACUACUACGACCACCACCACUACCUCAACCACCACUGCCGCUGCCUCCAUGAGUCCGACGACAGUCGUUCACCGUACCAAUCCGCCGCCACCGUCAUCGACCUCCUUUAUCACGCCCGAACCAUCCACUGCUGCAGUUACUGUACCGUCGUCCACGACUACUACAACAACAUCAGCUCCGGUUACCCCGUCAGUCUUCAAUAGAACCACAAGUUCGGUGCAGGUUACCACUGUCAGACCAGAGAUCGACUCCAAACUGGAUGGAACGUCAUUUGCUGACUACGAUGACGCGAUCAAACCAGCGGAGAAACCGCAUCAGCCGGAGACGUACGGUCAAAACUUCAAACCCCUACACGGAAACUACCAGUUCGACGACAAACCGUAUCCUUUGAUCACCAACAGCAAAGUGCCUAUGACGUUCACCGCUCACGUAUCGUCUGGUAUAUCGUUAAACAACCAAAAGGAACACUCGUUGAAUAUCAAACCAUCUCCAGCUCCAGUGUCGGAACCAGUAUACUCAUCUAGGCCUCUGCGCCCGGAAAAUAUACCUGAUACAAUUAAGCCCGAGGAAACUGCUGUGUAUGACAAUUCGAGAGUGAAGUUCAACAGUGGUAAGCCUGAUCCACCAAUAAGCCCAGAACUGCCACCGAUGUAUUCAAAACCCAAACCACCAAAGCCGAACGGAAGUCCUGAUCAGUUUGAGACAGUUUACUACAAAGUCAGACCGGAUACUUAUAACGCACCACAGUUUCCUAGCACGGUUUCAAACCGACCUACGAAUCCUUUAAUCCAAAGUCGACCUUAUCAGCCAGAGCCGCCAGUAAUAAAAACUUUCCAGCCGGAUAUACCUAGAAAACCGGUGAACACAGAGCUUCAAAUGUCACAAGGACGACCGCCACCAUAUCCGGUACAAACGGAUGAGUAUGUCAAAAAUAAACCUCAAUACACACCUCCGCAGAGCCAACCCGAUACAUCAAAGUUUAAACCUCCUAAACACGUAAUAAACCAUUUCAUAAAAACUCAGCCGAAUGAGGAUAAUAAAAGCUACGCACUUCAAACUUCUUUUUCGAUUGGUAUGGACGGAGAACGGACAGAUACACGGCCAGCACAAGGUAUCGGCCAAGUUUUAAUGGUCGAAGACGGCUCUUCUGAAACCGUUGUAAACCACACGAUACCGGUAAAGACCAAAUCGACUACAUCGAUUCCACUUGUUCCUCCGCCAAGACCAAUCCAAAAACCACAACCAUAUCCAAGGCCUCAAUGGGAGAACGUACCAAAACCUCCUGUAUAUCACCCACCUCCGAAACGCGAUGGCGCCAUACCUCCACCACAAAGACCAAAUUUACCCAAUAUUUUACCUCAAUUCAGACCAAACGCCAGAGUCGAUACACCGCCAACGGUACCUCAAUCUCACUCAGCGACAAUCGAAAGGGUUCAAAUUCCAAUAGAUCAUUUAAGACCUCCACCCCUUCCAAAACCUCAAUUUUUAAAAGUAGACAGAAAUGAUGAUAAUAUCGAUGAAGAAAUUCUAAAUAUACCUGAAAAGGAAACGAGAAUUUUGCAAAGACCUGGACCACAACCAGCAAAAGUGACUACCUUGCAAAUGAUUCAACACGGAACUCCGACAAAAUUACGAGAUGAUAAUAAAGAAAAUCCUGUGCAUAUUAUUUAUGCGGCAAACACUCCACCAAAACAAUCUGAAAAAUUAAUAGAUGACUCAGUAAUGCUAGACGUAAACGAUAGAUCUGAUGUGCCAAUUCUAAAAACUAAAACCACCAUUAUCAAGCCCACCAAAACUGACUUCCCAUAUCAAAUCGUUAAACCUGAUGAAAAUCAAAACGGAUCUUCAUUGGAGUAUAAAGCAUACAGUCCGACCAAAUUGGACCCAAUCAAACCAAAUUAUGAACAAGAACUAGUUCCAAACCUUCAAGAUUAUGUUCCAAUUGUAACUCGUGAUUCUACUCCAAACAUUGUGGUUUCGCAAAAACCAAUUACAGCUACAUUAAAAACGUCAGAAGAUAAUCAUAAGGUAGUUGAUGAAGGCCACAAACCUCUACUGCAAAAUUUUCAAAUACCCUUCCAGCCAAGUUUAAAAUUACCAGAAAAUAGUAAUGGAUGGUCGGUUGUAAGAAAAUCACAAAUUGAUAAUGCUUCUGAGAGAAUAGAUGAAACAGGUGAUGUGGCUGGGUCUACAGAGAAGUUUGAUCCAGAUAAUUUUAAACCGCAAUUAGUUGGCGGUUUUAUGCCAAUAAGUCCACCUUCAGAAGAUGCAAAAGAAAAAAAAACAGUUGAACAAUCAGAAAGAGCGAAAAGAUUUAUAAGAGAUUAA